AUGAAACAGCCGCUCUCACCCGCUAUGAACACCUCCGAUACCGAAUCGGAUUAUUCCACGGACGAUACCCUCUCGGACAUGGAGUCUGACGACGGCGGGUGUGACUUUGGCUGCGGCAAUCUAGACGGUGAUAUCUGCGGCGACGAUGACAUCUGUGGCAACGAUGAUAUCUGUGGCAACGAUGAUAUUUGCGGCGAUGUCGAUAUCUGCGGCAACGAUAACGACUCCGAUCACGUAUACACUCACACCACCUACGUCACUAUCACGUCUAAGAAAGGCGCAUCCAGUGGUGGAAAGCCGCCCACCGUCUGUCUCGCUCAAAAGUAA
Alternaria ventricosa is the source of this 327-nucleotide messenger RNA. RefSeq lists its product as uncharacterized. The record is from RefSeq and is a predicted model, not a curated record. The transcript has 2 exons. Bases 1 to 327 code for a protein of 108 amino acids. NCBI's taxonomy places the organism in Eukaryota, Fungi, Ascomycota, Dothideomycetes, Pleosporales, Pleosporaceae.